AAAGAGAGGCAAAGAGAGGCAGGCCAACCAACAAGCCACUCGUAAGAGACUAAUAUACAAUGCCGUAUCUGGCAUCGCUGCAUCUGUAGAGAAUAAAGUGAUUCUUCUGCAGUUGGGUAUAUCGCUCAGAUUGCUCUCUCUCUCUCUCUCUCCCUCUCUUUCUCUCCCCCCUCUCUCUUGGAAAUCUGAAUUAAGAAUCGUGAGAGGCAGUCGAGGGCUUUUGGGCAGAGGGUCAGUGAACGGGGAGAAAGGGCUCCCUGUUGCUUGGGGAAGGACUGUGAUCCUGAACCAUUUGGCUGGACGUAAAACGAGACCCCGGGGUCGGCGGCGUUUCUACAUGCAUCGCGGAGGAACGGGUGAUUGAGUUCUCGGGGUCGUCCUCCCCAUUUAAGCAAUAGGCGAAAUACAAGGUGCUGAAGGGAAAAUCGGAACCGACGGAGACGUUCUGAGCCGGCUGCGUGAACUGACUGAGGCAAUCGGCGUCGAGAGGAGGAUCGGAGGCGCCGCGAUGACUCUGGUGUUGCCCCUGAGCAGCUUCUGCGAGCCCAUUGUUUCUUCCGAAGGAGCCGGCGAGUUCCAGCCGCUGUGGGAAGCGCGCUGUUGCAGCAAGAGCAGCCCCGCCUUGGAUUCCGCCGCCGCCGGCAGCAGCAACAGCAACAGCGGCGGCAGCAGCAGCAGCAGCACCGCCCAGGGGCAGGCGCAACAGCAGCCGCCGCCGCAGGGCAGCGACGGCCGGACACCCGUUGGGCAGCCUCCUCCCUCAGCACUACACCAGAGAGGAAAUCCAAACCCUGGAGCAUCAUCUAAGAUCACAUAUGUUAAAAGAAAGUAUGUGGAAGAAGAAGAUUUUCAUCCACCACUGAGUAACUGUACACCCAAAACAAUCUCUGUAUUUGAGGAGCGGGCACAUAUUCUUUACAUGUCUUUGGAAAAACUGAAGUACAUUGAUGACCCUGAAGUCUACCUAAGGAGAUCUGUUCUCAUAAAUAAUUUAAUGAAAAGAAUUCAUGGAGAGAUUAUUAUGCAAAACAACUGGUGCUUUCCUACUUGCUCUUUUGGAGGUACUUCAAGUCAAGAAUGGUUCAUGUCUCAUGACUGUCCUUAUAGGAAGCGUCUUCGGAUGGCACGGGAGGACUGUGAAAAGAUCCACACAUGCUGCUUUUAUCAAGAAUGUGGCAGCCAUUAUUUAAGUUUGCCAUUAUCUACUAAUUCUGCAGUGGGGAAUUCCACUGCUUCUGUAUCUUUACCAAGUUGUUCCCAACAAGUGGAAUAUGGUAGCAACAGUUCCCCUGUUUACAGGAGUGAUGAACAUAUACAUGCCAAUGAAAUUUUCAUUACAAAUGCUGGGCCACAUGAUAAUCAGGACAAGUCAAUAUUCAGUAAUGAGAAAGGAGGCCAUGAUAUAGAUCGAGAACAUGCUUCAGACUGGGAAUCUAUGAAAAGUGAUCAUGUCAUAGAAUGUAAAAACAAAUAUUACAAUUAUUUUGAGAUGGGUCACGAUGACAAGAGCAACAUGAAUGAAUGUUGGAAGAAGUGUUUACGAAAAAGGGAGUGUUUACCAGGUAGCAAAAUUUGUUGCAGUAAAGGAAAUAAAAUAUGAGCCAUCUUCUGAAUAAUUUCAGUUUAGAAGCAAGUACAGUAUUGACAUUAUCAGAAAAAAAAUCAGUUUGGAUCAAUUUUCUUAUGCUUUUAUAGAACUGGUACAAUUGUGUCAUAAGCUUCAUGGAUACUUUCAGUGACUGUGGAGCAGAUUUCAUCAAAGUGUAUGUAUGGUCUGCAUCAUGAGCUAUUUAUAAAUACAAGGGAUCCUUACAAAAAGCACAGUCGCAUUGUAUACUUCCAUUGCUAGAAGAACCAAUAAACCAGAUGAGAAAAUACAAUUCCUUUCAUGUAUCCCUUUGGGAAACUAGCAGGAAUUAAGAGGAAUCUUCUUUAUGCUUAUCAAUUAAUUAUACAUUUGAUAAGCAAAUUGUUACCAGCGAAAGGAAGAAUACAUUUUACCUAUCAAAAUGUCUGUGAGACUGCAUAGAAAUGAAAUGGAAUAGGCCCACUUUAUGGUCCAGAAGUGACAUUAUUCUAAUGUAUUUAAGUCUGGUUUUAUUGAUAGGGUACAAUAACACCUUUUUAUGGAGACUCAAUUUGAAAUGCUACACACAGUUCCAGCACAUGCACAGUUUUCAGCUAAGCUGCAAGAAUGAACAAGCCUUAUAGUGGUUUAUUGCUAUAAAGGCAGAGAUUUUUUGGUGCCUUACUUUUAAUCUUAAUUUUUCCAGGGUGAAAAUUAAGUUUAAGAAAACUGCUACAGCAGGGAUGUAACCUACACAGGAAAAAAAUAAUAACAGGGUGGAUCAAAUAUUAUUAGAAUUCUGUCUCCUUUGAAAUACAAAGCUUGAUUUCCUAUUCAAUUGCCGCUAUUCAUUCUUUUUGCUCAGUCGCUUUUUGAUUUGCCAUUUUAAGGAAAGGAUUGAAGGAAAAAAACAAUAGAGAUGUGUCUCUUGUAAACAAGCAUUAGCUCUUUGAAUAUUUCUAUGGCAACUGUCUGUUGCUUUGAUAUUUUUUUUCCUUUUUCUUUCUAGUAUAAUGAAGUUCAUGAACCAGUGGCAUGCUUUAUAUUUUACUCUGUUUCACGUCAUUUUCUCUUUUCAUAAAAAUGUAAAGAGCAUGUACUGGAUUUUCAUAUAAUUGUAGGGUUUUUUUAUUUUGGAAAAAAGCACAAUGUUAAUAAAUGAUGUGGUGAUAUAAGAUUUUUAUCUGAAAUGAAUGUAAGAGUUUCAAUCUUUUUUUUAAAGAUUAUCUUGGAGAAAGAGGGGGAUAAUCUUCAAUUAUUAGGAUUAUAUUUGGAUCAUCUCUGGAAUUAUUCAUUUUAAAAUGUUCUGUCUAAAAUUCAAGAUCAUUAAUUCCAGGUAAAGCACACAAUGAAUUUUGUUCUAUUUAAAUAUCAUUUCUAUAGCUGAAGGAAUCAAUAAAUGGGAAUAAUCAUUAUUACAUCACA
Messenger RNA from Thamnophis sirtalis, 2992 nucleotides. RefSeq names its product SERTA domain containing 4 (gene SERTAD4). The record is from RefSeq and is a predicted model, not a curated record. Gene Ontology annotation, cellular component: nucleus. NCBI's taxonomy places the organism in Eukaryota, Metazoa, Chordata, Lepidosauria, Squamata, Natricidae.